Molecule: messenger RNA, 2943 nt
Organism: Strongylocentrotus purpuratus (purple sea urchin)
Lineage: Eukaryota; Metazoa; Echinodermata; Echinoidea; Camarodonta; Strongylocentrotidae
Product: UPF0472 protein C16orf72 homolog
Exons: 4
Coding region: 227-1024 (265 amino acids)
Source: RefSeq, a predicted model, not a curated record
AUACGUACUGUGUACUGCUGCUGCUAUAUUACGCCAUUGGGUAACAUACGUUGUACGUAUACGUACGUAUACACACACAUCUCUGUAUGGAAUGAAUACGCAUUGUUGAGAAUUUGGAUGAGAGACGGUGAAAACAGCCCAUGAUAUUUGCGGUUAAACAGAACGAUUUGGCUCUGAAAUUCAGAGUUUGGACUAUCUUUGUGAUCUGAUAUACAGGGUCUACAACAUGAAUGAAAGGCCCGAACGAGGAGACGAAUCUGGAAGCGAAAUAUGGACUUCUUCCUCAAGUUGGGAGGCGCAAUGUCUGGAGGAAUUGGACCGGGAAUUAGAACCAAAUUUGGACGAACGUCUCCCGCAAGAGAAACAGUUUGCUUCAGAAAAACUUUGGUAUUCCUUUCAGAAUUGUGCUAGUGCUGUAACCACAUUAUAUAAAGAACGUCUUAACCAAAGCAAUAUCCAUAUACCUCUUUGGCUAGUUUUCCAAAAUGCUGCUGGAUCAGUCACACAGUUAUAUAAAGAAAGCACAGAUGCACAAAAAGGUAGCUUAGAUCUAGGUAUUAGCAUUGGGCACCAGCGCCGCACCCGAGACAUCGUGGCCUGGGUCAAGAAGCGCAGAAGACACAUACGGCGCGAGGAUCUCCUGGCGUUCCUCUGCGGGAAGGCACCACCUGGCAGGAUCAGGCCGUCCCACGGAGUACCACGCAGCCCCUCAGACAGGUCGUCCCCCCGCACCCACUCACCGCCUCGUGAGGCCCAGAGGACAGGGUUAGGGGAGCCUGUGGAUGACCUUCAGCCUUUUAGAGAUGCCCUUGCUCUGCAUGGACUGAAUGGGGCAAUGGCCAACAUUGGGGUUUCCCAGUCGCCCUCUUCACAUCACUCAUCGUCACGGCGACGCCACUUGUCGAACCACGAUCUCUUCCCAGAGGACCUGGUAAGCCAUCCCGACUCUCGGAAACGCUCCAGCACCAACAUCGCCCCCACGGUGGAAGGAUCACCUUCGCACAAACGUUCACGUCUACUAUAAAAAAAAAUAUUUAAAAAAUCACCUAUACAUCGUGUGCCACUAUUCUUGAAUUUGUAACAUAUAGCGAAAAACAAAUGUGUGUGUACUACCUAUGACAGCGUUCACAGACAGACAUGGACUAUUACUGUUGCCUUCCUAAAAAGAUUUGAAAAAUAAUGAAAAAUAGUGUGCAUGCACAUGAGCAUUUGGGCAUUUUUAUUUUGUUUGUUUAUUAAUCAUUUAAAAAACGAUGCUGCACAUGUUUUUGUCAUUAACCCCUUCUUUGUGUUUUUUUUGUUGUUGCUACAGUAGUUCCACUUCUGUAUGUUCUACCAUAAAGUCAUUAAAAAAAAGCACAAUAAGAAAAACUGCAUCUCUUUAGAUAAAUAUUCCCUGUUUAUGAAAUUAUAUUUGGUCACCAUAUGGUAAAAGCAUGCUGUACACAUGUAGAGUCAUAUACAUGUAUGGUAUACCAAAUUUUAUUUUGCUUGUUCUGUUGUCAACCCAAUAAUCCUCAUUCGAACAUUUCUUGAAUUGAUUUUAUAAUUAUUUCAUUUAUCUUUUAUAUUGUUUUUUAUUGUGUUAUUUAAAACUUUCAUUUUCACAUAGCUUCAUUUUUUUUUUGGCAUUAUGAUCUAUGUUGGUGUAUUUAUAAUGACAAUGUGUUUUAUUAAUUACCUGCCCAUAUGAAACGUAUUAAGAAAAUAGAUAGUGUGUAUAUAUAUAUAUAUGUCCACUCAAGCCAAUUUGUAAAAAAAAUACUUUAUAUGCCUGACUUGUAAAUAGAUUUGUUCGUAUAUGAAAUUUGUUCUACUUGUGAAGUUAUAUUUCAUGUGAAUUGACUUUUGACCAUUCAAGAGGUACGGUUCCUUUGCUUUGUAAUGCGCUAAGUACUGCAUAUAGGAAUGCAAACAUGUAUGUUUAGACGAGUGUAUACCAUGUUGGUAUGAUGGUACGACAUAUGCUCCAGGGACUCUUGCUACGACAUCAACACUAGUCCAAUGCCUAAUGUCCAUCAUGGGUCUACUGCUAUAUGUAAACCUCACUGCGUUCAGACUGUGGAAUUCAUUGUAUAGCUACAUGUACAUGUACACUAUAACUGUACCUAGUGUGAAUGAUAUAUGAGGGAACUUCAUAUAACAAAACGUUGUAUUGGGAGACGCAUGUUAAAGCAUCGUUUCAAACAAGAGUCCAGCUGUAGUCAGAACGCUUAUCACUAAUGAUUGGCCAGCUGUCACAGUGUCAUAUCAUUUGACCUAAACCACAGAGGUGUCGUGGUCUAGUGGAUAUGUCACCAGACUGUGGAUCACAUGGUUUGCAAUUCGAGUCCCACCAUGGCACUAAUGUCCUUCGGCAAGUCAUUAAUCUGCAUUUGCCACUCUCCACCCAGGUGAAGUAAAUGGGUACCUGGUAGGAAGAAAUUCCUAGAAUGCUUUAGCACCUUAUUAUCGCAGCUCAGCUAUAAUAAUAAUAUGAUACUUUGUAUUAAGCGCAGUAGAGUAUAUUCAUAUAGAAGCUGCGCUAUAUAACGGACCUAUUAUUAUUAUUACCUCUUCAAAACUAGUUUUAUUUAUAUGACGUUUCUUUAUACGAUGUUCAAGUCUGUACGCUUCUUAAGUCUAACCUAAAAGCCAGUAUUUACUCUAACCUCUACCUUAUAUCUAAGAUGAAAGAAAGCCUGGACUAAGCAAAUGUCGCUGUCCAGAGCAAAUGUUAGAGAGUCUAGUUGCAUUUUUGUCAAAUAUCACAGGUAUGAAGGUUUUGUACAAACUUAGUUUUUUAUAUCAAGGACUAAGCAAAUACAAUUACAUGUUAUGAACAUCAUUUUAGUUCCAUCAGUUUUCAUGCUAUAUUGCAAAAGCACUUACCGGUAAAUACCUCUCUGACUGUCAAGUUGGUACUUAGCAAAAUAUUCUGUUUAGCAGAGUAACUAUAUAGGA